Bufo bufo (common toad) is the source of this 1055-nucleotide messenger RNA. RefSeq lists its product as uncharacterized. The transcript is spliced from 8 exons. The coding region runs from base 90 to 1055 and encodes 321 amino acids. The record is from RefSeq and is a predicted model, not a curated record. Gene Ontology annotation, biological process: regulation of DNA-templated transcription. Lineage: Eukaryota; Metazoa; Chordata; Amphibia; Anura; Bufonidae.
CAGCGGUGGAGGUGGGGGUUCCUACAAUAUAGGAUCCGCUCAGUGGAGAUCUUCUAUAUAAGAUCCUUCUCCUGAUUGACCCGUCAAGGAUGAAUAGGGACAAGAUGGCGGAGAGUAUAAUAAAUCUCACCGUAGAGCUCCUCUUCUGGCUUACUAGAGAAGACUACACAGUAGUGAAGAAGACCUCUAGUGAGCAUUGUCAGGACCCUGUGCCUGAAGGAUGUGGAAGAACCCUGAGCCCAAUCAUGGGGCCUCCACCUCGCCUGAUACAUGAGGAAAUCCAUACAGAGAAGAUCCUAGUACUUGCCAACAAGAUGAUUGAGCAGCUGACUGGAGAGGUUCCUAUAAGGUGUCAGGAUGUCACCGUCUAUUUCUCCAUGGAGGAGUGGGAGUAUUUAGAAGGACACAAAGAUCUGUACAAAGAAGUCAUGAUGGAGGAUCACCGGCCCCUCAAACCACCAGUUAAGGAAGAGAGACAACCACCAGAGAGAUGUCCCAGUCCUCUUCUUCCACAGGAUAAUGAAGUAGAUGGAGAUAAGGGCCUCAAGAUAGAGGAUCACUGGCCCCUGACAUCACCAGUUAAGGAAGAGAUAAGAACACCGGAGAGAUGUCCCAGUCCUCCUCUUCCACAGGAUGGUUCAGAAGAACAUCACAAUGUCCCACAGGAUGAUCAGGUUCUGUACCCGGGUGAAGAUAUGAACAAUAUUAAGGCUACAGAGACAGCUGUGAGGGGUGAUGAGCAGAGUAUAGAGGACAUUCCUACAGAUAACCUCCCAGGUGACUGUAUUGGGAGCUCAGAGGAACAUGUGAUAUCUUCACAUUUUAAAGCAAAUAAUCAUGGUACAACAGCAGAUACAUAUGAAGAACAUGUCAUUAUCUCAGAUAUACCCUUAAUCCUUACAGCAAAGGGUCCAUCAUCUGAUACUUUCAAACAGGUCCAAUUUUCAAUUCAUCACAGACUGUUAAGCAAAACAAAAGUCUCGAAGAAUGCGAACAACACAGCACUCACUCAGGGGAGAAGCCAUUUUCAUGUUCACAAUGUGAAAAUGUUUUAG